This is a messenger RNA of Dacryopinax primogenitus, 1083 nucleotides long. RefSeq lists its product as uncharacterized. The coding region runs from base 1 to 1083 and encodes 360 amino acids. NCBI's taxonomy places the organism in Eukaryota, Fungi, Basidiomycota, Dacrymycetes, Dacrymycetales, Dacrymycetaceae. The transcript has 3 exons. The record is from RefSeq and is a predicted model, not a curated record.
AUGUCUCUAUUCAAUUCCCUCCAUUCUACUGCCCAGAGCAAGAAACAAAAAAGAAACACGAAGAAAAGAACGCGACAGCAAGCUCACCUUGCGCCUGACGAAGCGCCUACCCUCGUCAAGACAACGGAAGCGGGGAGGGAAGCCGCUCUGCCCUCGUUCCCCGAGGGUCUGUCGUCGCUGGUGUCGUCGGCACCUUCCACGCACACCGUAGACUCCAUCUCCAAAUCAACUAUUCUAGAUGGACCUUUCAUCCUCUUCAACACGGGCACCACGCAUCAAUCCAGCCCCAGACAACACAUAUCCUCCUUCGGCCACCCCCUGGUCGAGCUUCGUAACUUCGGCCGCACUAUACACCCGUCUGAUCUCUCCGUCGACACCUGGAUAGAGUCAGUCGAGGCCUUCGGUGCUUGCGUCGGAACACUCCUCAGCAACCCUCCGAGGAUCAUGACGCCCACACUACGCUUCGCGAGUCUCAUGCCACGGCUGCAAAAUAUUCUUUUGAUGGACUUCACUUCCCUCCGGCUAGCCGUCGAGGCAUCUGCGAACUCGAUUGGCUUUGUGCCCCGCGUCCCUCUUUACUCGAUUGGAAGAAUAGUUUCUCUCUUCCAGCGUCGUAGGGAUUAUGCCGGCAGUUUUGGUUUAUCCCAUCCGUCGCUUGGCGAGGCAAACACCUUCCAAGUCCUCGACGUCAACAUCCUCUUCGACUUGGAAGACCUACGAAGAAUUCUCCGAGCCCCACCGAUUUAUCUAGGAAUCGGCGCAUUUGCUUUCCCCUAUAGUGCAGGAGGGGUAUUCACGAUAUUUGCCGUGCCCUGCAAACAGACCGAAAUGGAGACCUUCAAGGAACUUGUGCAUGACGCUGAAUAUGUAGGAUACACGGUUGAGCUCGUCUGCCUGGCGAGCCACGCGAAGUUCUUCAGACACAUGGCGGAUAUAAUGAUAGGGGUUAAUCUGGUUAUUAUGGAGGAUCUGGUUGAAGAGUAUGUGGGGGGGCCAGACAGGGUUGGAAGGAAGGCGAGCAGCGACUCGGUCGAUACCUGCGUCACGUGUUCCUGUGCCGGAGAGAGUGUAGCAGACGAUUAA